Molecule: messenger RNA, 987 nt
Organism: Daphnia magna
Lineage: Eukaryota; Metazoa; Arthropoda; Branchiopoda; Diplostraca; Daphniidae
Exons: 1
Coding region: 214-987 (257 amino acids)
Source: RefSeq, a predicted model, not a curated record
AGGUCUCCUGUACGGUAUUCGAGCAGCCUAAAAGGCGGCAAACCGAUUGAAAGGUCUUUUCGAGAACUCAAUCAAUAUCUGAAAAAGAUUUGCAGCUCUGGUGAGGACGAUCAUCCUUCAAAGUGGAAACCUAUCAAUUUGUUUCUUUUUUACAUUCCUGAACAAAUAAAAACUCGAAUUGAGUUAGAUCGGAAGAUAGAUUUCAAAUCAGAGAUGGAACAGUAUCGAUCAACAUGGAACCUUUAUCGAGAAAGAAAGUCUUGGCAUAUCCAACCAUUCAUCUAUCAAUCGUUUUCCUUUACUUGGAAAAGUGAUGUUAGAUUUCAGCACGUCCAACCAGACUUUCGUAAGAAAAUCGACAAGAAAAUUGAAAACGAGGAGUACGGGAAAUGCCAUACAAAAGACGCUUUAGAAAAAAUGAGUUCCAUCUCAAACUUUCUGAAUGAUGUAAUCGACUGGUUGGUUAAUCGACGACAUGAAAUCGAAGAGUUUUCACGGCUGACAAGCGGCACCGAAUUGAUUGCAAUGGAUUUGGAAGAGAUCAAAAUUCAAAUGGCGAAAAAGGACAAGAAAUUUUUCAAAGUAUUCGUCCUGAAACUCGAAUACAAAGAAGAUCCUACAAUGAAUUGCAUGCAGAAAGAAAUUGGAGAUGAAACCUCGGUUGCUGAGUUGCCCGUCGUGCCAAUUUUCUCUUACGAAAAAGGAUCCAAGUUGGUGAGAAGCAAGUUUGCGGAUUUCGUCAAAAAGGCCCAACUAAGCGAUUUACACGGAGACACAAGCUACUACAUAGAACUAUCACGAGAUUCUCCGACAAUUGACAACGGCACUAUCAGAACAUAUGAUAAAUCAAGACAAUCGCCAAAAAUAAUCAACGACAGUUCUUCCAGCCCUUCUUGUACAAUAACAAUCGAACCGAAGUCCAAAUCAACAAGACCAUGUGGAAAAUGCAGGGUUGCCUGUUUCUACCGAGAGUCUCGUACAACUUGA